This is a messenger RNA of Mesoplodon densirostris (Blainville's beaked whale), 7388 nucleotides long. RefSeq names its product KIAA0232 ortholog. NCBI's taxonomy places the organism in Eukaryota, Metazoa, Chordata, Mammalia, Artiodactyla, Ziphiidae. Bases 406 to 4599 code for a protein of 1397 amino acids. The record is from RefSeq and is a predicted model, not a curated record. The transcript is spliced from 9 exons.
UCCGCCGAGUGGCGCCGGAGCCGCUGCCGCUUUACGUAAGGCGCAGGCCAGGGCUGCCCGGCGCUCGGCAGCCGCUCGGAGCCCUCGGAGCGAGGAGGCGCCCCCGCUAGCCGCCGCGACGCCCGGCCGCUCGGCAGGUUCUGCUGGAGACUUACAUUUGGCCUCAAUGUGAAAUUAAAGUAGGAAAUCACAUCUACAUGUAUGUUGCUAUCAGGAUGUUGAUUCAUUGAUCAUGCCUGAAGAGGGAAAUUCAGUUCUAGAUGGCUGACUGCCAGCAAAAAUAAAUGCUUACCCUAGAUGUCAAGCAUCUCUCCUUUUUACUGGAGUGAAAAUCCCCUCCAGAUACCAACAGAACAUCACUGCAGAAAAUGCUCCGCGUUUUAAGGAUGUCAGCAACCUAAAUUCAUGCGCCCUAUCUGUACAGUUGUUGUGGAUGGUUUACCAUCUGAAAGCUCCUCAAGCUCUUAUCCAGGCCCUGUAUCUGUCUCUGAAAUGUCUCUGCUUCAUGCUUUGGGUCCAGUGCAGACCUGGCUGGGACAAGAGCUAGAGAAAUGUGGCAUUGAUGCCAUGAUUUAUACUCGAUACGUCCUCAGUCUUCUGCUGCAUGACAGCUAUGACUACGACCUGCAGGAACAGGAGAAUGACAUCUUCCUGGGCUGGGAAAAAGGAGCUUAUAAGAAAUGGGGAAAGAGUAAGAAAAAGUGCUCAGAUCUAACUCUAGAAGAAAUGAAAAAACAGGCUGCUGUCCAGUGUCUUCGAUCUGCUUCUGAUGAAAGCUCUGGUAUCGAGACUUUAGUGGAGGAGCUCUGCUCCAGGCUGAAGGACCUGCAGAGCCAGCAAGAAGAGAAGAUUCACAAAAAGUUAGAGGGGUCUCCCUCUCCAGAGGCAGAAUUAUCCCCUACAGCAAAGGAUCAAGUGGAAAUGUACUAUGAAGCAUUUCCACCACUUUCUGAGAAACCAGUUUGCCUGCAAGAAAUCCUGACUGUGUGGAACAAGUCUACAGUCUGUUCUUACCCUAGCUCUUCUUCAUCGUCCACAGCCCCACCAGCUAGCACAGACACGUCCUCCCCGAAGGACUGCAACAGUGAAGGUGAGCUCAUCAAGGAGAGAAGCAGCGACAUGCCCACCACUGUGCAUGAGAAAACCCAGAGCAAGAGUCAAAAUGAGAAGGAGAACAAAUUUAGGAAUGGCACAGGUGAAGAGAAGCCUGCUUUGUACAAAAAGCAAAUCAGACAUAAGCCUGAAGGAAAGAUGCGCCCUCGCUCCUGGUCUUCCGGCUCUAGCGAAGGAGGCUCGAGCUCAAGUGGUAAUCAGGGAGAAUUAAAAGCAUCCAUGAAGUGUGUGAAAGUGAGACACAAGACACGAGAAAUCCGAAACAGAAAAGGGCGGAAUGGGCAGAGCAGGCUUUCACUGAAGCAUGGCGAAAAGGCGGAAAGAAGCAUGCAUGCUGGAAGCAGCAGCAGCAGCAGCAGCGGUGGUUCCAUCAAACAGCUGUGCAAGCGGGCUAAAAGGCCGCUGAAGGAGAUGGGCAGGAAAGACGCCGGAAGCACUGAAGGAAGAGACCUGUACCUGGAGAGCAGAGCCGACAGAGAGUACAAAGAGGAGCCGUUGUGGUACACGGAACCGAUCGCUGAGUAUUUCGUUCCUUUGAGCAGAAAAAGUAAACUGGAGACCACAUACCGAAACAGGCAAGAUACAAGCGAUCUGACCUCAGAAGCAGUAGAAGAAUUGUCUGAAUCAGUGCACGGUCUUCGUAUCAGCAACAAUAAUAUUCAUAAAACAUACCUCGCAGCAGGUACUUUCAUUGAUGGUCAUUUUGUAGAAAUGCCUGCAGUUAUAAAUGAGGAUAUUGACCUCACUGGGACCUCAUUCUGUUCUCUACCAGAGGACAACAAAUACUUGGAUGAUAUUCAUCUAUCAGAAUUAACACACUUCUAUGAAGUGGAUAUUGACCAAUCCAUGUUGGAUCCUGGUGCCUCAGAAACAAUGCAAGGAGAAAGUCGGAUUUUGAAUAUGAUUCGACAAAAAAGCAAAGAGAAAACAGAUUUUGAGGCAGAAUGUUGCAUAGUGUUAGAUGGAAUGGAGUUGCAAGGGGAACGUGCAAUAUGGACAGAUUCUACCAGCUCUGUGGGCGCUGAGGGCUUAUUCCUGCAAGACCUUGGCAGUCUGGCUCAGUUCUGGGAGUGCUGUUCAUCCAGCUCUGGCGAUGCCGAUGGAGAGAGUUUUGGAGGAGAUUCUCCAAUUAGACUCUCCCCGAUCUUAGACAGCACAGUGCUCAAUCCGCAUUUGCUUGCUGGCAAUCAAGAGCUCUUCUCAGAUAUUAAUGAAGGAUCUGGUAUAAACUCUUGUUUUUCAGUGUUUGAAGUGCAAUGCAGUAACUCUGUUUUACCAUUUUCUUUUGAAACACUCAACUUGGGAAAUGAAAAUACAGAUUCUAGUGCUAAUGUGCUUGGAAAAACACAGUCUAGAUUACUAAUAUGGACCAAAAAUAGUGCCUUUGAAGAAAAUGAACACUGUUCUAAUCUUUCAACAAGAACUUGUAGUCCAUGGUCCCAUUCAGAAGAAACACGUUCAGACAACGAGACAUUAAACAUUCAGUUUGAAGAAUCCACACAGUUUAAUGCAGACGAUAUGAAUUAUGUAGUUCCUAGAGUCUCGUCAAAUUAUGUAGAUGAAGAACUUCUAGAUUUUUUGCAAGAUGAAACUUGCCAGCAAAACAGUAGAACUUUAGGAGAAAUUCCGACAUUAGUUUUCCAAAAAAAAUCUAAACUAGAAUCUGUCUGUGGUAUUCAGCUAGAACAAAAAACAGAAAACAAAACCUUUGAAACUACACAAGUAUGUAGUGAAAGCAGCCCACGUGGAGAUGGCUACAGCUCAGGGGUUAUUAAAGACAUUUGGACAAAGAUGGCAGAUAGAAGUUCUGUAGCUAUGGUAGAAGUAGAAAGGAUUGAUGAUGAGUUGUUUUCGACAGAUGUAAAUAACUACUGCUGCUGUUUGGAUGCUGAAGCUAAAAUGGAGCCCCUCCAGGAGCCUAAUAAGGCUGUGCAGAGAUCAGAAUAUCAUCUGUGGGAGGGACAGAAAGAGAACCCAGAGAAAAGAGCUUUUGUUUCUGGUGAGCUAUCAAAGGUGGAUGGUGGUGAUUAUACUACCCCCUCUAAACCUUGGGAUGUGGCCCAAGAUAAAGAGAACUCAUUCAUUCUUGGAGGAGUUUAUGGAGAGCUCAAAACCUUUAAUAGCGAUGGGGAAUGGGCAGUAGUACCACCCAGUCACACAAAAGGAAGUUUGUUACAGUGUGCAGCUUCUGACGUGGUGACAAUAGCUGGUACAGAUGUCUUUAUGACCCCAGGAAACAGUUUUGCUCCUGGUCACAGGCAGUUAUGGAAACCCUUCGUGUCAUUUGAACAGAAUGACCAGCCGAAGAGUGGGGAAAACGGAUUGAAUAAGGGGUUUUCUUUUAUCUUCCAUGAAGACUUAUUAGGAGCUUGUGGUAACUUUCAAGUUGAAGAUCCUGGACUUGAAUAUUCAUUCUCUUCCUUUGACUUAAGCAAUCCAUUUUCACAAGUUCUUCAUGUAGAAUGUUCAUUUGAACCCGAAGGGAUUGCAUCUUUCAGUCCUAGUUUUAAACCGAAAUCAAUCCUCUGCUCUGAUUCAGACAGUGAAGUUCUCCACCCCAGGAUAUGUGGCGUUGACAGAACACAAUACAGGGCUAUUCGGAUCUCUCCUAGGACUCACUUUCGCCCAAUUUCUGCAUCUGAACUGUCCCCAGGAGGAGGAAGCGAGUCAGAAUUUGAAUCUGAAAAAGAUGAAGCAAGUAUCCCCAUUCCUUCUCAAGUUGAUGCAUUUGAAGAUCCACAGGCAGAUCUCAAACCACUGGAAGAAGAUGCAGAGAAGGAAGGCCAUUACUAUGGAAAAUCAGAGCUUGAGUCUGGAAAAUUCCUUCCCAGGUUAAAAAAAUCUGGAAUGGAAAAGAGUGCUCAAACAUCACUGGAUUCCCAGGAGGAAUCAGCUGGGAUUCUGCCAGUAGGAAAGCAGAAUCAGUGUUUGGAAUGUAGCCUGAAUGAGUCUCUGGAAAUCGAUUUAGAAAGCUCAGAAGCAAAUUGUAAAAUAAUGGCACAAUGUGAAGAAGAAAUUAAUAAUUUUUGCAGUUGCAAAGCAGGUUGUCAGUUCCCUGCUUAUGAAGAUAAUCCAGUUUCUUCAGGACAGCUGGAAGAGUUUCCUGUAUUGAACACUGAUGUACAAGGAAUGAAUAGAAGUCAAGAAAAACAGACCUGGUGGGAAAAAGCCUUGUACUCUCCUCUUUUUCCUGCCUCAGAAUGUGAAGAAUGUUAUACAAAUGCCAAGGGAGAGAAUGGUAUAGAAGAAUAUCCAGAUGUUAAAGAAAUGCCCAGUAAUGAAGAGCGUCUGUUAGAUUUUAAUAGGGUGUCUUCUGUUUAUGAAGCAAGGUGCACAGGAGAGAGAAAUUCUGGAGCAAAAUCAAACGGCUUCCGCAGAAAGAUGUACUCCAGUGCCAGCUCCGCCUCGGAGGACACGGGCUCGGAAGGUGGAGGCGCGUGGGUGGAGCCCAGCGAGGAGGCACUCUUUUCUCGAACUCAUCUCUAAACCUGCAGAGUAGUACAAAUUAUUUUUUAAAAUUGAUAUGUGAGCGAAAAGUACCCUUUUGUGAGGCCUGUUCAUCUAAAACAACAACUUAGGUUUCUAAGGUUUCUUCUUCAAUUAACUGGUUCAGAUCAGUAAUUAUCUUUCUCUUCUUGCUUAUUUUAGAGUUGAGGACAGCUAUCCUGUUGAAGAUUUUUUUUUUCAAGCUGUUAAAUUCUUGGCUAUUUGAAAUAGACUAGAUGUGUUGUCAUACCAAGAAUGGGUGUGCAUGUGCUCGUCUUAGAAGCAUCACUGCCUUUUGCAUCUUCACUGCAGUUACCUUCCUUCCAGCUGCAGUCACAUCACUAUCACCUUAUUAGCAUCGCAGUGUCAGCAACCACUUCCGCUAUUCGGAGACUUUAGCUUUGGAACAUUUAGGCUUUGUCCUCUAAGAACUGGGAUGUGAAUACUUACCCUGCAGUGGAUCAGUGCCUUUCUGAAGGCAAGAGGGCAGCAUGGGUGACUCAUCCCCGGUCUUCAUUCAGUAAAAUCUCAUGUACAUUUAAAGUAGGAAACACAAGGGUGUGCUUUUAGAGACUUACAAAAUACUGUGUUUUCUCUCUUAGGAUUUUCCCCCUAGAGUAUCAUGGACAAUACCAUGGUUUGUGACUUUCUUGUCACCUGAGGCAGCCAAGGCUUUGAGGUACAGGGUAGCGUUUGAGGCCAAGCGGGGUGAGAACGCACCCCCAACCUGCUCUUAACGCUGCAGUUACAUUUCCCCCAGGCACCGCUCAGGGUUAUUUGCGGUGAGUCUGACAAUACUCGAUGAGGACCUUAGUUGCAGAUGAGAUUUUUCUGGUGACCGAUAUUGAAUCGAAGCCCCCAGAACUUAAGACUGUAAACGUUUGGCACGCAAUAAAGGCCACCAGCACCCCAAAGAGACCUUGGCUGCUACACCUGGCUGCUCUUGUGGCUGUGACUUAGUAUAGCUUAGAUCUCAUUUUGUGUUUGAGAGAAUGUUCUGGGCAAGUUCUGUGUGUGGCGGGUCGGAGGGUAGAGUACUGAUUUCUCCCAUACCUGUGUGAUUGCUUCAUGGGACCCGCUUUCCCGUGUCACUCGGGAACCCAGGGGUCAGUUCCUCUCAUCCAGUCCCGUCCGUUCGUGACGGUCGCUUCCUUGAGCUUUCACGCUGCCAUGCAACAGGUUGAAGUUAGAAGGAGCAACAUUUGCAAAACCUAAACGUUUAAAAUUGUUUUUCUUUUUUAACCAGCUCAUUGCUUUUUAAAAAACAAAAAACAAUGCGUGACAUCAGUUUAGCAUGUCUAACAUCAGGAAGUCUAAUAUGGGUGAGACAGCUUCACCACUAUUUUGGCGGGCAGUAAACGCAUAAUUUACUAGCUGGGAGCUGAACUGGCUGAGAAAUACAUCAGUUGCUUCGAGCAUUGGGUUUUGUUGCCUUUUUCUUAAUUGAUGACACAGACAACUCCAUCCAGGGCUGUGGAGUCAUCCCCGGCGCUGUCUGUCCUCACUGUGGGAAACCUGAUGGGCCGUUGGGUUUGGUCUCACCACAUGUCAGGGUUUGUUUUUAUACAGCACAUCUUUGACACUUUAAAGUGGGUUUGUGUGUGUGUGCGUGUGUGCGCGUGUAAGGUUUUAUGUUGCUGUUAUUUAUUUACAGACUUUAUAAGGUUAUAUGUAUUUUUCUUUCUUCCAGAGCUUCCUAAAAAUUGAUUAGCAUCUGCACUGAAAUAUAAUUUAACAGCAAAGGCAAAAAAGAAUUGGAAGUUGUAAAUUCCUAAAAUCACUACAGUGACGAUCAUCCUAGAAAUCGUUGCUUAUGUAGCCGAGACCAAAUAAAUAUAUUUCAGACACAACCUUUAGCUCAGUUGAUUUUGGACAGCUGCUUUUUAUCACGAAAGGGCUCCAGGUGGUCGAGGUGCAGACUUCCUUACACGCUAGUGGGAAGACAUUGCACCUUCCACGGGGGAAUGGGAAUGGAUUAUAAGCGGGCAAGGGGAUUAACAGAUUAUGUAUUUAUUUGUUUUCAUAGCUAAGUGGCUGAAGCCCAGAGGCUUUCAGCGACAGAGCUGAAAGUAUGGUUUUCAGUUUUGUAAAUGGAUCACAAAGAAAAAGCAUUUUUUAAAAAGUUGGCAAAACGCUGAAACGCACUGUGGUAUGAAGCGCAUUGCAUAUCCAUAGCACUGAAGUAUCAGUUUUCCAUUCCUGGGCUAUUUUUUUCCCCGUGGUUGUAUUGUUCUGAUUUCACGUACACCAGAGUAACUGGUUUUUUUGUUUUCUUGUGGAGUUAACACCAAAUAAAAAAUUUAAAAAACAGUUGGUUGUCUUUAUUUACCAUAGCAAAGAUUCUUUUAUAAAGAACCCCAGCCUCCUCUUAAUUAUGUGUGCCCAGGUCACAUCAUUCCAGAAGAAGGUUAGCUCUUCCUAUAGGCGUUGCAGAAAGUGCUGGCGUCUGCUUUGCUGGAGAAGAAAAUGGGUGGGGCCUGCUGAGAAAAGAGUCCACACCCCCCCAUCCCCACCCCUAGGAACUACUGCCUGAACCUUGCAAAGAACACACCAUUUUUGUCUUGUGGUGGUAGACAAAGCUUAAUCUUUCUGUUCUGAAAAAAAAAAAAUUCCAUGUAUGUAUAUUAACAUGAUCACUGUACACUGUAAGAAAGAAAUCAAUGUAUUAUUAAAGAAGUAUAAAGGAAAAUUCAUCUGUACCUCCAUCACCCUGAGAGGGUAGCUUCUAACAUUUGUGCAAAACACCAUUCUAGACAGCUGAAUGUAUAUAUGGAUAUAUAUAGAGAGAG